This is a messenger RNA of Cavenderia fasciculata, 894 nucleotides long. RefSeq lists its product as uncharacterized. NCBI's taxonomy places the organism in Eukaryota, Evosea, Eumycetozoa, Acytosteliales, Cavenderiaceae. The transcript has a single exon. The record is from RefSeq and is a predicted model, not a curated record. The coding region runs from base 1 to 894 and encodes 297 amino acids.
AUGGGAGACUUUCGUCGUACAGGAGCAGAAGUUGGAGCAAAUAGUGCAAGCGGAGGAUACAUGACGGUUAAUGUAUCGGGCAACUAUGAGAAACCAAAGAAACAUCACCACGGUGGUCAUGGCGCACACACCGACUUUAAGAAACAAGAACAUAAAUCUGACAAAGAGUACAAUGAAUUCCUACACAAGUCACAAAAGAUCAAUGGUGAUCCUCAUCACAACCCAACUCCAACAUCUCAUCACCAUUAUCAUCAUGACACUAAAGUUGUCACAACUACACCACCACCACCACACAAAGAAUACAAAGUACAUAAAGAACAUAAAGAGCAUAAAGAAUACAAAGAGAAAAAAGAUAAAAAGGAAAAGAAAGAUCAAGACAAAGAAAAGGGUGGAAACUGGUUCACUAAAUUUAUGGAUAGAUUGGAAUCUGAAUCACAACAUUGUGUUUUACAUGAACAUUGUAAUCAUGGUGGUACUGGUCAUCAUAGUCAUAGUGGUCAUAGUCAUAGUCAUAGUAGUGGUCAUUUGACUACUAGUACCUCUAGUUAUAGUCCAAGUUCUAGUCACAAGACUCAUCCUCAUAGUCACCAUACUACAACUAGUGGUAGUAGCCAUGGCCAUUCCUCAUCCUAUGAUAAUGGAUAUAAAAGACCUGGAACUACACUUGGACCAAGUGGAACUGAUCAUAGCAGUCCGUCGACUGUAGGUGCAACCAAGAGUUCACCAUCCGUCUACCGAUCGACAACAACGACAACCAAAGUAACAACUACCACUCCAUCAACUAGUUAUCACUCUACAGGACAUUCCGGCAAAUCAUUUUGUACUAAAUGUGGUACUAAAGUUCCCGUUUCGUCCUCUGCCUCUUUUUGUUCAAGUUGUGGUGACCGUCUUUAA